This is a messenger RNA of Humulus lupulus (European hop), 1326 nucleotides long. RefSeq lists its product as uncharacterized. Gene Ontology annotation, molecular function: zinc ion binding. The transcript has 4 exons. Lineage: Eukaryota; Viridiplantae; Streptophyta; Magnoliopsida; Rosales; Cannabaceae. The coding region runs from base 1 to 1326 and encodes 441 amino acids. The record is from RefSeq and is a predicted model, not a curated record.
AUGGAAGACCACAGGCAGGCUAAUUGCAAUGUCAUUGGGGAACUAAUAAAAUCAAAAUACAUGUCCAUAAAGAGAGUACACACACCACAUGACAUAAUCAACGACAUGCUAGAUGAUUUUGGUGUUUCAAUGGGGUACCAAAAAGCCUGGAGAGCAAGAGAAAAAGCUUUAGAAUUGGCAAGGGGAAACCAAGAUGAUUCAUACCAAAAACUUCCCAUCUACCUUCACAUGCUAAAAGUCUCGAACCCAGGUACAAUUACACACCUGGUUACAGACAAUACAGAUCACUUCAUAUAUAUGUACCUAGCAUUUGCAAAUUCCAUCAAAGGAUGGAAACACUGUAGGCUAGUCAUUGUCAUAGAUGGAACUUACUUGAAGAUAUCAUUUGGGGGAACUUUAUUCACUGCUUCAACAAUAGAUGCUAACAACAACAUAUUCCCAUUAGCCUUUGGAAUAGGAGACUCUGAAAAUGAUUCCUCAUGGUUAUGGUUUUUCACAAAGCUAAAGGAGACAUAUGGAGAAAGAGAAGGUAUGGCAAUCAUUUCAGACAGGCAUAAAAGCAUAGAAAAUGCUAUAGACGAUGUAUACCCAAAAGCUUUCCAUGGAGCAUGCAUAUUCCACCUGUUAAACAACAUCAAAGUCAAUUUUGGUGUCCAUGGGGAUGACCUAAACCUAAACUUUGUCAAAGCAGCAAAGGCAUACAGGCUGCCAAUCACUACAAUGAUGGAGGGCCUUCAAAGUUUAGUUCAAAAAUGGGUAUGGAAAAAUGGUAACGAAGCAAACGGAACAUUCACACAAGUAACAACAGAUACUGAAACUGUGCUUAGAGAAAACUUUAUUCGUGCCAUUAAAUUUCAGGUCUUCCCAAUAAACACUAUACUGUACCAAGUUGUGGUUGAACAGAAAGGAAAUUUUUUGGUCAACCUAAUGGAGAAAACAUGUGAAUGCAAAAGGUUCCAACAAGACGAAAUACCGUGUGCACAUGCAAUAGCAGUAUUCGCCAAAACACGGCUGAAAACAUAUGAUUAUGUUGCUGAUUACUACAAAACUACAACUAUGAAAGCAACAUAUGACUCAACUGUUCAUCCAUUGCCAAAUGAAAGCGAAUGGACACUGCCAGAGACUUUAAACAAAAUUGUCCUACCACCAAAAUCAAGAAAACCACCAGGCCGCCCUAGAAGGAAAAGAAUCAGAUCUAGAGGAGAACCAAAGGUGCAAAUAAAAUGUGGAAGAUGCGCGCAGCCAGGACAUAAUAGAAAAACAUGCAGGAAUGAACCAAUCCGAAAGCAGCGAAACCCAACAAAGUCAAAGAAAAUAGACAAAUAA